CGGACCAAGAAGCUUACAGUCGGCUUCUCUUACAGCUGACGUCAUUCAAAGGCUGACCGCCAAAAUAGCAUAGGAGUUGGGGGGUUUUAAAAAAUAAUUUAGGGCUAACCUGCGAGUCGGCCCCCGUGCCACUAUUCGUCCUUUUUGUCCAGUGUGGGUACCCGUAGGGUUAAUGAAAAGACGGAACUCUUGAUAUCAAUUACGCAGAGGAAAUAGGGUCUGAAUGAAUCAUUCUCUCCCUCCCUCUCUGCCCUCCCGCCCCCGUCUCGCGCUCUCCUGGCCGGGCCAUCUUUAGAUAUGUUUUCUCAUUCCCAGGAUCGCGUUAUGCGUUACCGUGUAACGGUAGGUCAGGGUAGAGUGCAUGCAUAAUAAGCCUAGAUAACUUAACCCCUUCGCCGACGUAAAUCUGGGGAAUAAAUGUAAAUAAAUAAUCUAGACGCUAGAACAACGCAAAACAAAGUUCAAUCGUAAUAGCAACAACAGCCUAUUUUUAUUAUUGCUGCAAUUAUUAUUAUUAUUAUUAUUAUUAUUAUUAUUAUGCUAAAUUGCAGAAGUCCUUUAAAUUAAUCCCUGCCCGAAGUCCUGCAAUUUGUGUGUCGCUCAACUGCGUUUAAUUUUGGUUUAGUUCAUAACUCCUCGCUUGCGCUGACUUUAUUUAAAGUUCUGAAUAGUCCUUAAAAGCAAAAGACAAAUAAACAAAUAAAUAAAUAAAUAUUAUGAGGUUAUUACCAAAGCGGUAGUUUAUUCCUGGAGUUACUUCCUGGAGUUCACCUCAGCCACGCUUGUUCGUAUCUGCCUAUGAUCUCAGCCUUGUUUUCCAUCUUUGGAGAUCAUUCUCGGCCACGACCAAGGGGCGUGUAUUUGUAAAUAAUACAUCUUUCUUUCUUUGUGGUUGGGACUUACGAGUUGUCACGUUUUCUGUCGGGGAAAAACAAAUCUAUGGUUUCAACGUCCAUUGUAGUAGCCUGUGUAUCACAAUAUAUUUUUCAAAGCGCGGUUGGACCGAAAUACAAUAAUACUGUCGUGGUUAUUUAAAAUAGCAAAUAGCGUUAUCGCGCACUGACAGCUAUAGGACACGUUCGCUCAACGAAUCCGUUCGCAUUUCCCCGAACAACAUGGUCGGAUGGGUGCUGGAGGACGCUGUUUUGUAGCUACAAUUUAUUUUGCUUUUUAAUAUGAAAUUUACGUAGUGACACAGGACCUGCACUUCUUUCUUUUUUUGAACGGAGUUGCCGAAUAAGAAACGGGAAAUGAAGAACAGCGCGCGUGGUGUCAUCCUGGCUCUCUGGUUAAUUGUGGAGUGCGUUGAUGCCAAGAAGUACUGCUGGUAUUUUGAGGGAGGCUACCCCAUCUAUUUUAUAUGCCGGUCUUACGAGGACUGCUGUGGAACCCGGUGCUGUGUCAGGGCCCUCUCCGUCCAGAGGCUAUGGUACUUCUGGCUGCUGCUGAUGAUGGGGGUGCUGUUCUGCUGCGGGGCCGGCUUCUUCAUCCGGAGACGCAUGUACCCCUCGUCCCUCAGCGAGGAGCCCUCCUUUAAUGUGUCCUUCACUCGACAUCCCUGUGUCACGCAAGGGGUGCAGCAGCCAGGCGCACAGCAUUAUGGGGAUCCCGGAGGAGGAGUGAUGUCACCGCUGGCCCCCGCCUACCAGGUGCAGCCGAACGGCGGCAGCAUGAUGGCGCACUACCCCCCGCCCCCGUCCUACUGCAGCCACCCGCCCCCGCCUUACGAGCAGGUGUUCCAGGGCUCGGAGAAGAAGUGA
Molecule: messenger RNA, 1760 nt
Organism: Anguilla anguilla (European eel)
Lineage: Eukaryota; Metazoa; Chordata; Actinopteri; Anguilliformes; Anguillidae
Product: vesicular, overexpressed in cancer, prosurvival protein 1-like
Exons: 5
Coding region: 1251-1760 (169 amino acids)
Cellular component (GO): cytoplasmic vesicle membrane
Source: RefSeq, a predicted model, not a curated record